UCUGGACAUGUGCUUUAAUAAUGACGGCUUAUGGUACUCAUAACGUGUGUUCGAAUAGCAGCUAUCUGCUUCUGUGGAAAGUAUAGAGCGUCGUGUGGAGGAGACCCGCUCCAGUAUUCAAUUGCCCAUCACAACAAGAUACCUGUAUUGUUGGUAUGCGACACGAAAUUCCCCCUGAAGCCCUCCCGUUGCCAAAACUUGACCCUCCCGUGUCCUAGCACUGGCCUUCUUGCAUAGCAUACUGUUCCGGCACGCUCUGCUUGCGCUUGGCAAUGUGUUCAAGGCUGUCGCUCUGUCUGUGGUGAAAUGGCUGUGAUCGAGACCGCGUUCGGGGAACGGUCUUGGUUGGCGUCGUCUCUUGCUCGUAUACAGCGCGGCUGCGCAGCGUAUCACUGUUGACUGGCUUCUCACCUUCCUUCUCCGCUUCCGCUUCGUCGGCCAUCGCAUCUCUGUUCUUGCUCAGUGCGUCCGCGUUGGAGUCGCGUCGAUCCAGGGGACAUCGGCCGUGAUCGGUGGAAACUGACCCAAUGGAGAACAGCCUUGAUUUGGGAGGCAUGGAAAAUUGAGACUUCAGGUCGUCUUCCUCAAUGUACAUGGACCACAGAAUGUUGCUGUCCUUCCUUGCCCAGUCACUAGGCUUUCGCUGGAUGGUAGCACCAACGUCCUUGGAUACCUCAGCAGUUGAGCGGGAAGCCAGCCUCUUAGCAGCCACUUGUUUCCAGAACUUGACCAGCACAAAGAGGAUGCUCGCGAAGAGGAUCGCCGAAAAGAUGGCAAGAAUAACUAUUGCUGUAGUGAGUGACUUGGAUGUGAAAGCGCGAGGUUGCAGUGUUCGAGUUGAAAUCCCAAAGGAGUGCGCGGUCGCAAGACUUCCCAAGACUCGAAAGGGGGCCAUUUGAGAGGGUGGACAGAAAGAGGUAUGAUAGCAGCAAGAUCGGCCAGGACUGGUUGCUUCAAUAUGUUAUAAUGACAGUUGGAUCAGAUAAAGGAGCGUGUGGUGCAAAGUAUGCAUCAAAGAAGGCGUAAUGAGCGGCGCUGGUACAUCAACAGAGUAGUCAAGGCAAUCUUUGGAGCAAGCCAUGAUAUAACAUAUAUAUUUGAGCCGAUCUUGUGCCAUGGAGGGGCUGUCAGAGAGAAGGGGCCUCACAUUCCUGGGAAUCGCGUCUGCGGUGGCCGGGGAUCGCGCUUGUUUGAACCUCCUCAUGGAACGUAGAAUUUCGAACGUAAGUCUCCAACACCAUUUCG
Messenger RNA from Exophiala dermatitidis NIH/UT8656, 1245 nucleotides. RefSeq lists its product as uncharacterized. The record is from RefSeq and is a predicted model, not a curated record. The coding region runs from base 588 to 899 and encodes 103 amino acids. The transcript has a single exon. Lineage: Eukaryota; Fungi; Ascomycota; Eurotiomycetes; Chaetothyriales; Herpotrichiellaceae.